This is a messenger RNA of Bufo bufo (common toad), 2613 nucleotides long. Its product is annotated as cytochrome P450 2A5-like. Gene Ontology annotation, cellular component: intracellular membrane-bounded organelle; cytoplasm. Gene Ontology annotation, molecular function: heme binding; iron ion binding; oxidoreductase activity, acting on paired donors, with incorporation or reduction of molecular oxygen, reduced flavin or flavoprotein as one donor, and incorporation of one atom of oxygen. Gene Ontology annotation, biological process: xenobiotic metabolic process. Lineage: Eukaryota; Metazoa; Chordata; Amphibia; Anura; Bufonidae. The record is from RefSeq and is a predicted model, not a curated record. The transcript is spliced from 10 exons. Bases 255 to 1745 code for a protein of 496 amino acids.
CUAAGAACUACAGACAAAACUACUGCGUGCUCUGGACAGAAAGGGAUCAUGGUUCACCCUGCAGUCUAUAUUGGUGGGAUUGGAUCCAAAACAAAUAACCAAGUUCUCAUGCCAAGGAUUAGGAAAUGAAGAUCUAGGUGGCUGUUGAAUAAUCUAGUAGCAGGUGUGUCAAAUAGCACCCUCUUUUUGGAUCCUAAGAAUAAAUAGUCCUGACACACCUAGCGAGAGAUUGAAUUCUGCACAACAUUGUCAACAUGGAACUCAUAGGAGCAACUUCUUUGUUACUACUAGCAUGCAUAGUAUUCAUCCUUCUAAGCAUAACACAAGCCAGAAAAGGGAAAAGCGAAGGCAGAUUGCCACCAGGGCCAACACCCUUGCCCAUCCUGGGAAACAUUCUUCAAAUUAAUGCUAAAGAAGUUUUUAAGUCACUCAAUAAGCUGAGUGAAAAGUAUGGACCGGUAUACACUAUCCACAUGGGCAUGGAUCCUGUCGUGGUAUUGUGCAGCUGUGAUGCAGUGAGGGAAGCUCUCAUUGACAAUGCGGAGGAAUUUGGUGCCAGAGGGCAUUUUCCAAUUCUGGAGAAGUUUAGUUCUGGAGGUCAUGGGGUAGUGGGCAGUAAUGGAGAGCGCUGGAAACAGCUACGCCGCUUCUCUCUGAUGACAUUAAGAAACUUUGGUAUGGGUAAAAGAAGCAUUGAACAGAGAAUUCAAGAAGAGGUCCAGUUCCUUACAGAAGAAAUGAGAAAGAGCAAUGGCCAGCCUUUGGAUCCAACAUUCUAUUUUUCCAAAGCUGUUUCAAAUGUCAUCUGUUCAGUGGUAUUUGGAGAUCGAUUUGACUAUGCGGACAAAGAGUUUCUGAAACUUCUGAGCUUCAUGAAUGAAAUCUUUAGAGGAGCUAGCUCUGUUUGGGGACAGAUAUACAAUUUCUAUCCUAAAGUUAUGGGAAAGAUCCCAGGGCCUCAUCAAAAAAUGCUUAAUGCCAUUGAUGGUAUUCAGGAAAUUAUUACCAAACAUGUGAAAAUGCAUAAGGAGACUCUGGAUACCAACGAUCCUCGGGAUUUCAUUGACUGUUUCCUCAUUAAGAUGGAACAGGAAAAAAAUAUACCUGAGACUGAGUUUCAUAUGAAAGCCAUUGUGAAUACCACAUUUGAUAUGUUUGCUGCUGGGACAGAAACUGUUAGCACAACACUGCGUUAUGGAUUCUUGAUUCUCCUCAAGCAUCCCGAUGUUGAAGAACGCAUCCAUGAAGAGAUUGACCGAGUCAUUGGAAGGAACAGGGCCCCAUACAUAGAAGAUCGAUCUCAUAUGCCCUAUAUGGAUGCUGUAAUCCAUGAAAUUCAAAGAUUUAUCGACCUCCUACCACUGGGAAUCCCACACAAAGUAACACGUGAUAUGAAAUUUAGAGGAUUUUUAAUUCCAAAGGAUACAACCAUCUACCCAGUGCUCAGUUCUGUUCUACAAGAUCCAAAGCAGUUUAAAUACCCACAUCAAUUCAAUCCAGGACAUUUUUUGGAUGAUAAAGGAAUGUUUAUUCGGAAUGAUGGAUUCAUGCCGUUUUCUUCAGGCAAACGGAUCUGUCUUGGAGAAGGUCUUGCUAGAAUGGAGCUCUUCCUGUUUAUCACCACCAUUUUACAGAAUUUCAGCCUCUGGUCAUCUAUGAGCAUAGAAGAAAUAGACUUAUCACCUCAAAUGAGUGGAUUUGGAAAUGUUCCUUGUUCUUACCAGUUGGCCUUCAUCCCGCGUUAAUUAAUUUUGUUAUUGAAUUUUUACUUUGAGCAUUUACAAGAAUCAAUUGUUGCAAGCUUGGAAGCUAAGAGUCAUAUGCCAGCAGCAGUAGGAAAUAAUAAUUGUAUGUAUUAAAAUUGAAAAUUGUUUAUUAUAUAAGAUAAAUUACAUUGUGUAGUAAAAUAAAUGUACUAAUGUGCCAGUUUCAAUAAGCUAGGCCAAACAUGACCUUAAGCCCAACAGUUAGGCCUUCUAUAAAUAGGCAUAUUACUCAUCAGUGUUGUACAGACCUGUAAUAUGGCACUAUUGGCUUGCAAUGCGCAUUGGCAUUUGCUGUGUUAUAGAAGUAUUGCUUCUAGGGGAAAUGCAGAGCCAUAGAUGCAAAUUGUGGCACAAAUGGUCCAAAAUAUUAACCCGUAGUGAUUACCAUUCAGAAGCAUUGCCAUAUGGAUGAAAGACCCUAAAGGAAUUGUCUGAGUUAAAUAGUAGCAGUUAAUAUGAUAAGGUAGAAAAAGUCAUACUCAACCUUUUCACAUUGCUACUUCCAGCAUCACAAUCUCAUAAUGCAGUGCUGACAUCUUCUUAUUAGCUGCAGCAUUGACAUCUUGACCACACCAGGUCACCGUGCAGCCAAUCAUUGGCUUCAGCAGUAUAUAGUGCAUGACUUUGAUUGGCCAGUGUGUCAUGUAGAGUCACUGUGCUCGCCACCAUACUGUCACUCACCGAGCUUCUGUCCUCCAGCAGCAGGGUCCGUUACCAGAUCCCUGUGUUCCACGCUGCAGGUUGCAACCUCGCUGCAAGGCCUCUUUCUGUAUGUGUAUUAAAGAGACCAUACACUGCUGAAACGCAAAGGUUAAUUCUUCUUUUUACUCUGUGUCCAGCUGCUGAC